AUGCCCAAAUCCCGGAAACUCCAGCGUGUCUCCAGCCGUGGUGAGUGCGCGCGCGGAGGCGAACCCUGCUCGGGGUGCGCGGGGGCUGCGUCCGCCGGAGUUGGGGCUCGGGCAGUUUCCUGUGGAUUCUCGGAGUGGAGGGUUGAUUGUCUGGACCCGGGAACUGAAGGGAUGGGGAGGGGACUAGGAGGGUGUGACUGCGGAGCUGGGACUGAAGACCCUAGGAUUCAUAGUGAGACUCCUUCCUUAGCCGCGGCGACCACCCGGGGCUUUGGGAGAGGAAGAAGGUCGGGGUUGAGGUUCGGGCUUAGGGGUCUUUGGCCGACACUGGAGGAGCUGCCUGGAGCUCUGCGGGGAACCUACGCCAAGUCCCGGGCAGCGAUUCCCGAAAGCAACCCCAGUGACAUUGCACCCGGCACCGGGCUGGAAUCUCCCCCGCUGGGGCCGCCCGUGGGAGGAGAUCUCGCUGGGUGGCCGGGCUCAGGCGCUCUCGAGCGGAUUUGGGGUCACAGGCUGGGUCACCGCGGAGGCCGCCAGUGUUCUGGAGGAGCAGCCGUGGGACAGUAUCCGGAUCGAGUCCCCCAAUCCGCUGCGAGCAGGCGAAGACCUGGGAGCCGGUACCAUUUUCAGAUUUCAUCUUCCUGAACUGGAAAUGCGAAUGAGAGGAAAUUAACAUCCCCAAGAGCUGCAGUGAGCAAACGCAUUGAGCUUGGGUCAGGACAAUUCCAUUUGGGGACCAGAGAUGGACGGUCACUCAGUCUGUGGAGGUAAGUGACUAAUCUGUCUGCAGCACAAGUGAGAUGUGCUACCUUUUCUGUUUUGUUUUGUUUUCCAUUGAUUAUGUUACAUGGAGGAUGUGGAAGAUGUUCUCCUAUUUCUUGGUGUCUGAAACAUGUCCUGCUUGUCCAGAAACAUGCCAUUAAGAGGAGUUCCCAUGGCAGGGGAAUACAGUAUCCCUCAGGAGAAAGAUGCAGAUUGUUAGUAUCUAGCAGCCUUUCUUUUUCUUAAAUGGAGAGUUUUCUGAUCUCUCAUGAACACUGGUAAGUAAAAACCUGAAUUCAGAUAAUCCUUUGAUGACAAGUGCCUGUCAUCCCGAAGAAGGCCUGGCACGACACUCUGGUGUGUCCUAGAGCAAGUGUCAGCAAACUGUGGCCUACGGGACAAGCCUGGCCCAGCCUGCCUUUGUAAAUAAAGCUUCGCUGGUGCCCCGCCAUGCUCAUUUGUUCAGGUGUCAUGUACGGCUGUUUUCACACUGCGGCAGCCUGACUGAGUCAUUACCAUAGAGACUGUGUGGCUGCAAAGUCUGACGUAUUUGUUCCCUGGUCCUUAACAGAAAAGGUGUUGCAACCUCUGUUCUACAGCUGAGCUGUCCACACAGAGCCACUCCAUAUGGGGAUAUGGAAAUUUUAAUUAAAAUGAAAUAAUAUGAAGAAUUCAGGGCUCAGUCACAUCACAUUUCAUGUGCUUAGUAGCCACAUGUUGCUUAUGGGUACCCAUGGACAGUGCAGAUAGAGGACAUUUUUAUCAGUGCAGAGUUAGCUUGGGAAACAUUGAGAUCACCCGGGAUGUGUCACUUCACUCUUCUGGUCUCUAACCGAGCUUGGGCAUAAUUGCAAUCAUUGCAGAAGAAGAAGGAAGGCUGAUGUCUGUGAGUGUGUAUAGCUGUUUUCUAUAUGAUUACUGGCAAGGGCCUCUCUCUCUCUCUUGUGUGCACUCUCUCACUCUCUCUCUCGUAUAAGAAUGGAGUAGCUUUUAACAUUUCUUUGGGAGCCAUCUUGUGGUGUCUGUUUGUGACUCCAUGUAAAACAAAUCCACUUGGGCCUUGGGGUUUAUUCGUUUUAUUUAUACAAGUAGAUAUGGAUGUGAGCUUGAGCCCUUCUGGGGUCCCAGGUAGGUCAGGGGCCAUGUGGGGCCUCCUCUAAAGGGGAAGAAGCAAUGGCUUCCACGUUCCCAAGGGGUAAAUAUAUGGGCAAGAGCGAUAAGAAACAAGGAGAGGAAGAAAAUGAGCGGAAAAUGUGGCAUGUGUGAGUCUUAGAAGAAUGAGGAAGAAUGGAGACAAAAGACAAUAUGGUUCCUGGAUAUGGUCAUAGGUUUACUUUGAAAGAACAUGUUGAACAAAGUAAUGAUGCUUGGGAAUAUACCACAUCUCAGAAUUGUGCUGAACACAGACAGUUCUAUACGAUAGACAGGUGGGGGAGAGCCUUGGACCUGGAGCUAGCUCACCAUCUUAGAUGGGACAAGACUGGGGACAUAACAGGAGGUUCUGCUUGGUGCAUAAACCAAUGCAAGUGGGAAUAACAAGGGCUGAUCAUUGAGAUGCACAGUUUGUAUGGAAGGGACCCAAGAAAGAAGAGAGAAGAGACUCUAGAUGGCCAACAGGUCUGGGCAAAGGCCCUACGUUUGGCAUUUAGAAGCUGGGCUUUCUUAUGUUUGGGUUACC
Molecule: messenger RNA, 2440 nt
Organism: Cercocebus atys (sooty mangabey)
Lineage: Eukaryota; Metazoa; Chordata; Mammalia; Primates; Cercopithecidae
Exons: 2
Coding region: 1-645 (214 amino acids)
Source: RefSeq, a predicted model, not a curated record